CUACCGUUGUAACACUCCCGCUCACUGUAGUUUGAAAUUCCGAACGAAUUUGCAGAAGCAGACACAGUAAUCUAUUCAUUCCAAAUCCAAUUACCAAUUCAUGGAAACACAAAGCUACAACUAACAGAAAAGGAGUGAUAAUAUCGUAUUAUCAUGGAUUCCGUUUCUAACAUUCCGCUUCUAGACGAAGACGAUUCGUUGCUCUUCGAUGAUUCAGCACCGGCCACCGCAGAUGUCUUCUCUUGCUCCCCUCUCAUACCUAUCAGAUCGAUUCCUCUUCAAACCGAAAACGGAGUUGCGGAUUCUGAAAAUCGAAAUUCCUCCGUUAGUGACAGUGCGAACAAAGAGAACGCGGAUUGGAACAAACUGCAGAAGCUUAGCUUGGAGCCUCAUCAAAUGAAGAAGAAGAAGAAAGGAGGCGGUUACAAUUUGCGCAAGAGCUUGGCGUGGAAUCGAGCUUUCUUUACUGAAGAAGGUGUUUUGAAUUCGGAGGAGCUUUCUAUGAUUAGUGGCACUGCCUCUUCUAAGUCAGGGUUGGAUUUGGAAGUGAUCCACGAAGAAGAGUACGUAGGUACAUCGUUAAAUUUGCAGGAGAUUGAAGAAAAUUUGUUUAUGCAUUCAUCCGAUGCUCUUCCUUUUGAAGAUAGAAAGAUUGGUGCUCGGUUUUCUCCAAAGCCUGCUGCAUUAGCCAAAGCUUCUACUGCCCCGGUUUCAUCGGCCAAGAGGAAAAUAAUUACUGUCAAUGACUCCGUUGGCAACAGACCUAAACGCAAUGCUUGUCCUCCACGGCUGCCAGUAGCUUCGUCCUCAUUAAAAAGACCUAGCACAGUGAAAGCGCCGAGUAAAGAAGUGAAAGUCGCCAGGACACCUGGUCCUAAAUUGGAUGUUUCUGCCAGUACAACAACUGCUAGGAGUCGAAUCUUGACCUCAGGUUUCUCCAAGAGAAAUCAGAAUGCACCUCCUGCCACUAAUCCUCUGAAGCACGCUGGAGUAAAAGCCUUGUCAAAAAAUCCUAAAACCAUCCCAAGUAACCCUAAGGUUGUUCAUGCUGAUAAAGGUUCGGUUACCAGAACACUAGCCACGCCAGUUGGGAAACACUUGAAUAACUCAGUUGAAACACAUCCACCAGCCAGAAAGAUUCAGUCAGGAACUGAAGCAAAUAAGGUGUCAGAAACUAGUCUCUCACGAGGCCCAUCUGACGUUAGUGAGAAAAAGCAAGAGACACAACUUCAAACAACAAAAUUAUCAGGCCUGCGGAUGCCAUCUCCCUCACUGGGAUUCUUUUCUAUAGCAAAAGCUCCCAGUUCACAUAGCCAAUUACAGAAAACUUCUAAACCUUGCAAGCCUGCUAAGAGUAACAUUCUUAAAUUACAGAAUUUAGAAACAAAUUCUGUUAAUGAGGCAAGACUCAAACAUGCACCUGCGAUGAGGUCUGAAAUUGUCAAAGGGAAGAAUUGCACUGAGGAGUUAAGCCUUUUAGAUGAAAAGUCAGAAUUGAGCAUGCAAGUGGAUGAUAAGCAGAUGACUUGUGUAGAAGCGAAAGAUAAUUCUGUGGGCUCUGAAAAAAUAAGCAAGCAAGAAAAUGUUGAAAACAUUCUUGGUAAUGUCAACGUAACAUACGAGGAACACGGAGAACUAUGUAGCAGUAAUAAUGCUUCUAGCGUGGAGGAUGCGGUAUUUCCUAGACAUGAAAAAAAGCUUCUUUCAGAGAGUCACGCUCAAGUGCAAUUGGAGAAAGAAACUGGUCAGCCUGAUGUUUCGUUAAAAGGGUAUCAAUCUGUAUUGCAGCAACGACUAUCGAUGCACCAUCAUGGUGGUGCUGCUGAUCUUGUUAAAAGUGGAGGAGAUGCUCAAAAACAUUUGUUGAAAUGGAAUCUCUCAGUCAAUUGUAGUGAAACGACCGAAAGUAAUUUAGAGGCAGUUAAUCAACAGUUCCAGGGGGAACAACUUAAGACUACAAGUGCUGUUAGGGUGGGGGAAAUCAUGUCAACAAGAGAAAGUGAAUCUCAUGUAAAUAGUUGUCAGAAGUCUGCACCAGAAAUCAAAUGUGCUGCUGCAAGUGAACCAAAAAUAGAGAGAACAAUUUUAUUUGAGGGUGCAUUAUGUGAUAUGUAUACAAGUGAAAACAGUGCUUCCAAUAAUCAUAGUCAGGCUAUGCCUGAAAACAAAGAUGGAAAUAUUUGUAUGGAUGAUUUGCCAAUCGAUGAUGCAAAAGAAGGUUAUUCUAACAUGUUGCCUUUAGAUGAAUUUCAACUCAAUGGCAACAUUCAGAAAAUGUCUGAAAACAAAGAUGGAGAUCUUGAUAUGGAUGAUGUCAAAGACGGUUCUUCUGAUAUAUUGCCUCUAGUUGAAGUUCAACUCGAUGACAACAUUCAGGCCAUUACUGAAAACAAUGGAAGAAAUCUUGAUAUGGAUGAUUUGCAAACGGAUAAUGCAAAAGAAGGUUCUUCUGACAUGUUUCUUUCAGUUGAAGUUCAAGUCAAUGACAACAUUCAUGAUAUGUCUGAAAACAGUGAUGGAAACAUUGAUAUGGAUGAUUCAAAAGAAUGUUCUUCUGUCAUAUUGCCUUUAGUUGAAGUUCAACUCAGUGACAACAUUCAGAAAAUGUCUGAAAACAAAGAUGGAAAUCUUGAUAUGGAUGAUGUCAAAGACGGUUCUUCUGAUAUAUUGCCUCUAGUUGAAGUUCAACUCGAUGACAACAUUCAGGCCAUGACUGAAAACAAUGGAAGAAAUCUUGAUAUGGAUGAUUUGCAAACGGAAAAUGCAAAAGAAGGUUCUUCUGACAUGUUUCUUUCAGUUAAAGUUAAAGUCAAUGACAACAUUCAGGAUAUGUCUGAAAACAGUGAUGGAAACGUUGAUAUGGAUGAUUCAAAAGAAUGUUCUUCUGUCAUAUUGCCUUUAGUUGAAGUUCAACUCAGUGACAACAUUCAGGCUAUUUCUGAAAACAAUGAUGAAAUUCUUGACAUGGACAAUGCAAAAGAAGGUUCUUCUGAUAUAUUGCCUCUAGUUGAAGUUCAACUGGAUGACAACAUUCAGGCCAUGUCUGAGAACAAUGAAAGAAAUCUUUUUAUGAAUGAUGCAAAAAAAGAUUCUUCUGACAUGUUGCCUUUAGUUGAAGUUCGAGUCAAUGACAACAUUGUGGAUGUGUCUGAAAAUAGUGAUGGAAAUCAUGAUAUGGAUGAUUCAGAAGAAUGUUCUUCUGACAUAUUGCCUUUAGUUGAAGUUCAACUCAUUGACAACAUUCAGGCUAUUUCUGGAAACAAUGAUGAAAAGCUUGACAUGGACGAUGCAAAAGAAGGUUCUUCUGAGACAUUGCCUCGAGUUGAAGUUCAACACGAUGAAAAUAUUCAGGCCAUGUAUGAAAACAGUGAAAGAAAUCUUUAUAUGGACGAUUUGCAAGUGGAAUAUGCUAAAGGUUCUUCUGACACGUUGCCUUUAGUUGAAGUUCAAGUCAGUGACAACAUGCAGCAUGUGUCUGAAAACAAUGAGGGAAAUCUUGAUAUGGAUGAUUCAAAAGAAUGUUCUUCGGACAUAUUGCCUUUAGUUGAAGUUCAAGUCAAUGACAACAUUAUAUCUUCUGAACGCAUUUCUUCUUCAGCAGUGAACAAAGAUUCUUUUGCAGAUGUAGUUGCCUGGAAACCUGAGGAGCGUUGUUCUUUAAGUGAAAGUUCAAAUUUACCAGCUUCAGAUCAUCUAACCUUCAACCUAGAUGAAUUUUCCGAUACUGACAUGCUAUAUCAGUCCAAAGGUGGCAUUUACUUUGCAGAAGACAACAGAAAAAUAAUUCACUUACAUGAAUCUGCUGCUAAAAGCAAGCAGGAAGUUCUUACAGGGAAUCUUCCAACAAAUGCUGCUCCAUUUUCUGAUGAAUGGUUUACUGCAAUCGAUUCCGCUGAACAGAAGUUGAAUCAAAAUCCCCCCCGUGGAGAUAGGCGGGAAACUGUUGCUUGUGAUACUGAGCUUCGAGAUGAUGGUUCUUCUAGGGAUGCUUCUAUUCAGCAUCAUGUUCACGGUGAUGUGACGGGAAACAUUGAUCAACAAACUAGCACGAGUACAUAUUCUAAAGCUGAAGAAAUGCUUUGUGAGUACAAGAGUUUGGAGGCAAAUCAUGAUGACGUGGUUGAUCACAAUCAAUUUUCUGAAGUAUGUGAAGAUUUCAUUUCAAACACCAAAGAUUCUAUGGGCAGUGGAGCAGAAAAACCUUCUGACCAUAUACAGCAUUCACUAUUGGGUCAGUUUGUCGACGAAUUUAAUCAGACUAACAGAGAAAUUGAGGAAUCACAUUUGACCACACAAGUGCAGUCACUUACUGAAAACCCAGUGUUAUACAACUGCAACAGUAAACAAUGUCUUGCUGUUUCUUAUGGUAAGUUUCCAUUGGCCGCCAGUGACAAUGUAAAUGAAAAUUCUCAAGAUCCUGAUUUUCAAGGGCCUUGUGCUAUUGUUGGUGUAGAUUUCCAGAAUGUUGAUGACAUACAGUUACCCUUGGAUGGUAAUUGGCUGUCCACAAAUACAGCUUCUUCUGAAGAAACCAAGAAAACAAAUUUGUCUGAAAAUGCAUUAAAAGGAUGUGAUGUCCGUACAGGUGAGUACAAGGCUUCCAAUGACCAUAUUCAGGCCAUGCCUGAAAACGAAGAUAGAUAUCUUUAUGCGGAUGAGAGGCGAGAGCAUUUGCAAACGAAUGGUGCAAAGAAAGGUUCUUCAGACAUAUUGCCAGCAGUUGAAGUUCAACUCAAAGACAACGUUGUAUCUUCUGAAUGCAAUUCGUUUAUAGAAGAGAGCAAAGACUCCUUUACAGAUGAAGUUGCUUGGAAACCUGAAGAGCAUCGUUCAAGUGAAAGUUCAAGCUUACCGGCUUCGGAUAAUCUUGCCUCCAACAAGAGAGUCCAGCAGGUCUGUGAAAUUAGUUUGUUGAACUCUACAACUUUUUCAGAAGAAGCUGGAACUAAUAUUUUUGAGAAAGACGAGUCUCCUAAUACCGACAUGGAGCACCAAUCAAAAGGUGACAUUAAUUAUGCAGAAGACAGCAACAAAAUAAUUCAUUUGCAGGAAUCCGCAACUCAAAGCAAGCGGGAAGUUCCUACAUUGAAGCCUCCGCCAAAUGCUGCUCCAUUUUCUGAAGAAUGGUUAGCUGCAAUUGAAGCCGCCGGAGAGGAGAUCUUAACGAUGAAAGGCGGUGCUGUACAAAAUUCUCCCACUGAGAAGCCUCAGCACGAACCUGGUCCUUGGUCCCCGGUGAGACGUAAGAAUCAAUCAAUUGGACCCUUUGAUUGUACCAAACACAAUAUCCAGCCUUCCAGUUCAUAAUGACAAAACUGAGAUUCAGUCCUUAGUAAAUUACUAACCAAUUUUUCUGCUACGCAUAUAGAAUUGCCGGUUACCAGAAUCAUGCCAUAGUCUGAAGAUGCCCGAUAAAUAAAUAGUAAAUAGUAUCCUGAUUCAGAUUGUUCUCGAAUUGUAAAUGAUAUUUUUUCUUCUACUUAUUACAAAGAACUUUUUGAUUUU
Molecule: messenger RNA, 5505 nt
Organism: Vigna umbellata (rice bean)
Lineage: Eukaryota; Viridiplantae; Streptophyta; Magnoliopsida; Fabales; Fabaceae
Source: RefSeq, a predicted model, not a curated record